Rhizoctonia solani is the source of this 1086-nucleotide messenger RNA. Its product is annotated as ubiquitin family protein. Gene Ontology annotation, molecular function: ubiquitin binding; proteasome binding; polyubiquitin modification-dependent protein binding. Bases 1 to 1086 code for a protein of 361 amino acids. NCBI's taxonomy places the organism in Eukaryota, Fungi, Basidiomycota, Agaricomycetes, Cantharellales, Ceratobasidiaceae. The record is from RefSeq and is a predicted model, not a curated record. Gene Ontology annotation, biological process: proteasome-mediated ubiquitin-dependent protein catabolic process. Gene Ontology annotation, cellular component: cytosol; nucleoplasm. The transcript is spliced from 6 exons.
AUGAAGAUUAGAUUAAGGACACCCGAGCAAAAAACCUUUGAGGUCGAUAUAGAUCCCCAGGACACCAUCCUUAACCUUAGGGAAAAGGUUGGGAUCCUGGCAGAACACCGAGCGAACAUUUUGAAGCUCUUGUACGCGGGAAGAACGCUGGCCGAUGAUCAAAAAACCAUUGAGUCCCUGAACCUCAAGGAGAAUCACUGGAUCUUCAUUCAGCUGUUACAAACGCAUGAAUUUGUCUCUGCGCAAGCCAAUACGAGUGCUACCUCCGAACCGACCGCUUCUCUGCCGACAUUGAACGCGCCCGAACAUCCGCGUGAGGGUGGAAUUGAUAGUAAAAGUGAUGAGAUACAACAGAUACAUACAUCACCACAUGGCAUCAAAGGCUCUGGUUACACUGGCUCCUUUACUGCGCGUGCAACACCUCAACAAAUAGUCAAGGAUUUGGUAUACAUGAGCUCUGACCAAGAUGAGCUAGUGCAGGCUUUAAGAGCUAGUUUUCGAGACAGCGAACGCGCCGCCAAACGCGCCGCAACCGGGGCUCGCGGGGGCUCGUUUACGUCGUCCGACCCAUUUUCUGGAUACGAUAUUCCCAGCGGCGGUUUCAUUAUCUGUAGGCCACAGCCCACAGAAUUACCAGGUCAUAUUCGAGAGACAGAUCCCAAGGAUCCCGAUGAGCGCUUUAGCCCGACUAAAUGUGAGCUAGCAUUCCCAAGUUCUGAUGGUCACGCAGAGCUGGCUGAAGGAACCAUGCCUGAGGAACUUAGGGCACCUACUACCGUCAAUACGCGUCCACCCAGCAUUGGUCCUGAGGGAGGUCGUGUUACUAUCGAGUCCCUUCAAAGCGAUUCCCUCGUACAACUGAUUUGCGAUCAUGCUCACAUGCAUCCCGAUAUUGUACAUUGUCUCAUUGAGGAACUUAUUCAAUCAAAACCGCAAGUUGCAUCGCUUAUGAUGACCCUUAUGAUGACGGAUCCAGAAAGAUUUACCAUGAUCUUCGGCCCAGAUAAUCGUCUGGGGAGAAUACACUAUGGCGCCGAUUUCACAAAAGAAGAGAAAGAGGUGCUCAAAAGGCCUCUUCCAGCUUGA